AAACAAUGGAAGCAAGAAGAGGAAGAGAAAAACAAGUGUACGAAAACAGCAUACGCCAGGUAGCUGGUUGUGUACCAGUAAAUAAAAAAACUGGUGAAAUAUUGCUAAUAACGCAACGAAAAAAGGAAGGUGGUUGGGUAUUGCCCAAAGGUGGCUGGGAGAAUGACGAGUCACAGCAAGAAGCAGCGGCAAGAGAGACAUAUGAAGAAGCUGGUGCAAGAGGACGUUUAACAUCAUUCAUCGGAGUAUGGGAUCAUCAUACGGUUAAUAAAAAAACGGGGCUACCUAAGGCCAUGUUUAGUUUUUUUGAAAUGGAAGUAGAUAAGUUAGAAGACAACUGGCCUGAAAUGGAUGAGCGAGACAGGCAAUGGUUCGCCUAUGAAGAUGCGUUAGAUGCAUUGAUAAAACCUUUUAUGCGUGAAGUUGUAAAACAAUGUUCAUUGGCUCCGUCAAAUUUACAGAAAGAAAA
This is a messenger RNA of Acaulospora morrowiae, 469 nucleotides long. NCBI's taxonomy places the organism in Eukaryota, Fungi, Glomeromycota, Glomeromycetes, Diversisporales, Acaulosporaceae. The record is from the annotation of a GenBank genome assembly.